Messenger RNA from Myxocyprinus asiaticus (Chinese sucker), 3917 nucleotides. Its product is annotated as monocarboxylate transporter 12-B-like. NCBI's taxonomy places the organism in Eukaryota, Metazoa, Chordata, Actinopteri, Cypriniformes, Catostomidae. The record is from RefSeq and is a predicted model, not a curated record. Gene Ontology annotation, biological process: monocarboxylic acid transport; transmembrane transport. The transcript has 7 exons. Bases 1043 to 2455 code for a protein of 470 amino acids. Gene Ontology annotation, molecular function: monocarboxylic acid transmembrane transporter activity.
UUAAAUCUGUUAGUUUGAAUAAAAAUGACCUACAAGCACGCAAACUUUUGAAAAGACUUUAUUAGUGGCAAAACUGUUUAGUGUGGUGGAAAUGACGGCAAGACCAAGACUCUUAACAGAAUUAAUAUUUCCAUUAGAUGAUUUUUGAAAAACAUUUUCACAGUAAAUAGGUUUAUGUUUUCAGUCUUUGUUAAGUUUAAACAUGGAAUCAUUUGUCAUUUGAAAUGGGGUUUCAUAGUUUAAUAUUAAAAGUCUAGGUCUGGGACAAGGCUAAAACAAUCAUAUCUACAGUAUGUUUAAUAAAAAAUCAACCCCUCGGACAUGGAAGUGUCUGAAGUUAAAGAAACACACUGUUAGGGCUCACUCUCAACUAAGAAUGUUCUUUGUCCUUCACUUUUGUACCCAACAAAUAGCCUAAAAUCAAUUUAAAAAAUCAAACUUUACACCAAAGUCUGCCACAUUUCCCAAAACUAAACCUAGUCAGACAUGCACGUUUGUAAACAGAGCAGAGAUGUUGUUCUUCCACAACUUUUGAGGUGAGUCAGCUCCCACCAGUACCCAAAGAGAAAUCGUCACGAUACCCUGCCAUGCAUACUUGCAUAAUUUUCUUUUCACGUGUCAGGGGGAGUGGAGACAGAGGUAGGUAAGUUCACUGCUCGCACGCUGGAACACGUUGAAGUGCAGCGGCCAGGAUGUUCCAGCAGCUGCAGACUUGUUCCCUGCAGAAAGCCGCACGAUGGUGAAGAUGAUGAUGAUGAUGAUGAUGAUGAGCAUAUCGCACUUACUGAAUUAAUCCAAUGUGCAGAACUGGACUUGUUCAUGUGUUUCCAGGGUCGGGAAAAUAGACUUGAAUGGGGAAUGUUUGGACGGUGUCUGCGGUAAAUGUCUGAAAUGCAGAGUCACUGACCGGGCCUCACAUCUGCAGAAGGAAUUUCAUGAGCAUUGAGUGUGGCGACAGAGACGUGUAACGAGUGUUUAGGACUGGCUGCAGGGCUUUUGGAGAUUUGGAGGGGAAAUAUUAGCAGUGGGAAGGACAGACUCCAUGGCUCAGGAAAAGAAGAAAGGAGGGGUCCUUCCUCCAGACGGAGGGUGGGGAUGGAUGAUUGUGGCUGGCUGCUUUGUGGUCACUGUUUGCACUCGAGCUGUCACAAGAUGCAUCUCCAUAUUUUUCAUUGAAUUUCAAAUGAACUUUGCAAGAGAUUACUCUGGGACGGCAUGGAUUCAUUCGUUAGUGGACUGCACAACCAUGCUUUGUGCUCCACUUGGAAGCCUGAUCGGGAAUCGGUUGUCAUGUCGCAUAGCUGUAAUACUAGGAGGAUUCCUGGCCUCCAUUGGACUAGUUCUCAGCUCCUUCGCCACCAGUCUGGAAUAUCUUUACCUUUCCCUGGGAGUGUUAACUGGGAUUGGCUUCGCUCUUUGUUAUACUCCAGCUAUCACCAUGGUUGGGGUGUAUUUCUGUGAGAGAAAGGCUUUGGCCUAUGGCAUUGCCAUGUCUGGCAGUGGCAUUGGGACCUUCAUCCUGGCCCCGGUAGUGCAGCUGCUAAUCGAGCACUACUCAUGGCGGGGGGCCCUCCUCAUUCUGGGUGGUUUCGUGUCUAACCUGUGUGUAUGUGGAGCUCUGUUACGGCCCAUCAUUCUAAAGGAAGAGGAGGCCUGCCCUCUUCCAGUGGACUCAGAGUGUGGGUAUGAAGUUAAACUGCCAGUGGUGAGCGGUAUCCAUACGGGGAAGACUGCAAGUGAUAAAUUAAAAGUGGAUACUAAACAACGCUGCCUUCAGUCCAUGCAGGAAUACCGCUUCCUGCUUAUGCCUGAUUUCCUGGUGCUGGCUUGCUCCUUCUUGCUCUUGGCUAGUGGCUGCAGCCUGCCAUUUGUGUAUCUAGUACCGUACGCACUGGAUGUUGGUGUCAGUCAUCACCAUGCUGCCUUCCUAAUGUCCAUAUUAGGAGUCAUUGACAUCAUUGGGAACAUUACAUUUGGCUGGCUUACUGACAGGAGAUGUCUGAAGAAGUAUAGGAAUAUAUGCUACAUGUUUGCAGUGGGAAUGGAGGGACUAUGUUGUCUGUUUAUCCCACUUUUACACACAUUUGUCUUGCUGGUCCCCUUUUCUGUGCUCUACGGGUACUUUGAUGGAGCAUAUGUUGCCCUUAUUCCUGUGGUGACAUCAGAUGUUGUAGGGACAACUUACCUUUCUUCAGCUCUCGGGAUUGUGUACUUCCUUCAUGCUGUUCCCUAUCUGGUCAGCCCACCCAUUGGAGGUUGGUUGGUAGACACCACAGGGACUUACACAGCGACAUUCUUACUGAGCAGCUUUGCCAUGAUCUCCAGCUCUCUCCUGCUGUUCUCAGUCGCUAUCAUUCGCCAUUGCCAGAGAAAACACAAGAACAGCCUGAACAAAGACCCAAAACUGGAGCCAUGUGAAGGCAAACAAGUGGACUAUUAUACUCCAAAAAAAUAAAGACUUGAUGAUAAUUAUCCCAGCCACUUCAUAGUGUUGGGAUAGUCAUUUGUAUUGUUUCAUAUGUCUAUUUUUUUAAUCAGUUGUAAAAAAUGUUAGCAACAUAUAUUGUUAGCAAUAUUGUUUAAUUAACUGCAACAACAAAAAAAAUUUGUGUGUAAAAAUGUGCCUUUUUACUGUCUCGCUGUUAAAAGCAUUUCAUUCUUAUCUAGAAUGGCAAGCAUUAAAAAGGAGAGGCUACAAGCUGGUGCACAAUGCAUCAAGAUUUAAAUUUUAAGAAUUUUCUCCACGUUUCUCAUACCUCAUGUAUCAGCAAGGAGUGUGUUUUCCUUUUGUAAAUGUGUCUGUUUUCCUGUGGACCACAGAAUUACAGAAUUUAGGUCAUUUUAGCUCAAGCUCCAGUUGGAGUAGGUUAUGUUUUAAGUCAGAAGAGGGCAGUGUUGAUCCCUAGACCUCUGAGCAGCCUGGGUUGGUAUUCAGUGAUGAAAGGGAAGCAAAUCCACCCCUGCCCUGCAAAUGGGUUGUUGUAUGAAAUUGCUCAAAAACAAUAUGACCAUAUAUAUGUAAAAGCAUCUUAUGUCCAUGAGUAGUACCAGUACCAAUUAAAAACCAUUGUGAAAGCAAAAAAAGAGAGAUUUUAUUAGUUCAAACUUUGUCUGUUUUAUUAGUUCUUAUAAAUGUUGGUAAUGUCCAAUUGAAACCUUUAAAUGUUCCAGAAAGGACAGCAUGCUCACUACAACUACACCAAAGAAACAUAUUGCCUCAUUUUCUGUUUACACAUGCAUUAUAUUAAAGUACAUACACCUGUAUAGAGAGCUUUGUUGUUUUAGGACUUAAAAUCAUUUUUCUAGUCUACAGUAUUACAAAAUGAUGCCUCUGUGAUGAUGUGUGAACUUGUUUCAUUAUUUAAAUCAAUUUAAUUUAAAUGGCAUAAGAACUACUAUACACUACAUGGUAGAGACUUAGAAUGGCAUUAUUAGCCUAUUAUUUAUUUUUUAAUUAAUGCAGUUAUAGGCUUCAUACAUCACUGAGAUACUUGCCAAUCAGGGGCAUAACUACAGGGACGACAGGGUGGGCAGCCGCAUUAGGGCCCAGGGUGAGAAGGGGCCCGCAACAGUCGACCAAAAGGAAGCAUAAAAAUGACUGCAGGCCUGACGGGUGAUGAUAAAUGACCCAGGCUCCCCAAGGAGUGGGCCCGACAGGUUUUUUGCACUGGGGGGCAUAAGAGCCAAGUUACGCCACUGUUGCCAAUGCAUUUAGGCUCCUUUCUCAUGCGUAGGUAUAUGUUUUUAAAUCUUGUCAGCAAUUUUGUGGGGCUCUAUUAAAGAAACAUACUAACUAUAGAAUCCAAUUUUAUCGGUUAAAUGACCAUGGAUUUCAGAAUCCUAGUUUGAAUUUGUCAGAUUUUAACUUCAGACUUAAAGGGAUAGUUCACCCAAAUAUUAUAAUUCUCUCAUCAUUU